UGGCGGAGGAGUCCGGCCGGCGCAGCGGCGCUCCGAGCACGAGUAGCUGUAGCCGCUAGCGCCGCGGGGCGAGGUCGUCGCCAUGGCCCGUUGGAUCCCUACCAAGAGGCAGAAGUACGGGGUUGCAAUCUACAACUACAAUGCAUCUCAAGAUGUGGAACUCUCCUUGCAGAUCGGCGACACCGUCCACAUCCUGGAGAUGUAUGAGGGCUGGUACAGAGGGUAUGCUCUCCAGAACAGAUCUAAAAAGGGCAUUUUUCCUGAAACGUACAUCCAUUUGAAGGAGGCAACCGUGGAAGAUGGAGGGCAGCAUGAGACCGUGAUUCCUGGGGAGUUGCCCCUGGUUCAAGAGCUCACGAACACACUACGAGAAUGGGCCGUCAUCUGGCGCAAGCUCUAUGUGAACAACAAGGUGACACUAUUCCGUCAGCUGCAGCAAAUGACAUACAGUCUGAUCGAGUGGCGCUCCCAGAUCCUAUCUGGGACACUCCCCAAGGACGAACUUGCAGAGCUGAAGAAGAAGGUCACAGCCAAAAUCGAUCAUGGGAACAGAAUGCUUGGACUAGAUCUGGUUGUGCGGGAUGACAAUGGAAACAUCUUAGAUCCGGAUGAGACCAGCACUGUUGCCCUGUUCAGGGCCCAUGAAGUUGCUUCUAAAAGGAUAGAGGAAAAGAUCCAAGAGGAGAAGAGCAUUUUGCAGAACCUGGACUUGAGAGGCCAGGCAAUCUUCAGUACUGUCCACACUUAUGGCCUCUAUGUGAACUUCAAGAAUUUUGUCUGUAACAUCGGGGAGGAUGCGGAGCUGUUCAUAGCCCUGUAUGACCCAGACCAGUCCACCUUCAUCAGUGAGAACUACCUAAUUCGCUGGGGCAGUAAUGGGAUGCCCAAGGAGAUAGAGAAGCUGAAUAACCUCCAAGCAGUGUUCACCGAUCUCAGCAGUACAGACCUCAUCCGGCCACGUAUCAGCCUCGUGUGCCAGAUUGUCCGGGUGGGCCGCAUGGAGCUGAAGGAGGGCAAAAAGCACACCUGUGGGCUGCGGAGGCCCUUUGGAGUAGCAGUGAUGGACAUUAGUGACAUCGUACACGGGAAGGUGGAUGAUGAAGAAAAGCAGCAUUUUAUUCCCUUUCAGCAAAUUGCCAUGGAAACCUACAUCCGCCAGAGACAGCUCAUCAUGUCACCCUUGAUAACCUCCCAUGUGAUUGGAGAGAAUGAGCCACUCACUUCGGUCCUAAAUAAAGUCAUAGCUGCAAAGGAAGUGAAUCACAAAGGACAAGGUCUUUGGGUGUCCUUAAAGUUACUGCCAGGUGACCUCACACAGGUUCAGAAGAACUUUUCACACCUGGUGGACAGAUCAACAGCAAUAGCUCGGAAAAUGGGCUUUCCAGAAAUAAUCCUGCCAGGAGAUGUUCGAAAUGAUAUUUAUGUUACCCUGAUCCAUGGGGAGUUUGACAAGGGGAAGAAGAAGACACCUAAGAACGUGGAGGUGACCAUGUCUGUGUUUGAUGAGGAAGGCAACCUUUUAGAGAAAGCCAUUCAUCCCGGUGCUGGGUACGAAGGCGUCUCGGAGUACAAGUCAGUGGUGUAUUACCAAGUCAAACAACCUUGUUGGUACGAGACGGUCAAGGUCUUCAUUGCUAUUGAGGAGGUCACACGCUGCCACAUAAGAUUUACCUUCCGACACAGGUCAUCUCAAGAAUCCAGAGAUAAAUCAGAGCGAGCCUUUGGGGUGGCCUUUGUGAAACUGAUGAACACGGAUGGCACCACACUGCAAGAUGGGAGGCAUGACCUGGUGGUGUACAAGGGUGAUAAUAAGAAAAUGGAAGAUGCUAAAUACUAUCUGACUCUGCCUGGGACUAAAGCAGAGCUGGAAGAAAAAGAACUCCAAGCAUCCAAAAACCCAUCCGUCUUUGCACCCAGCAAAGACAGCACGAAAGACAGUUUCCAGAUCGCCACCCUCAUCUGCUCCACAAAGCUCACCCAGAACGUGGACCUGCUCGGCUUACUAAACUGGCGUUCCAAUUCUCAGAACAUUAAGCACAACCUGAAGAAGUUAAUGGAAGUGGAUGGAGGAGAGAUCGUUAAGUUUUUACAGGAUACACUAGAUGCACUUUUUAACAUAAUGAUGGAAAUGUCAGACAAUGAAACGUAUGACUUCCUUGUGUUUGAUGCUCUGGUCUUCAUCAUCUCGCUGAUCGGAGACAUCAAGUUUCAGCAUUUUAACCCUGUACUGGAAACCUACAUUUACAAGCACUUCAGUGCCACCUUGGCACACGUGAAACUCUCCAAGGUACUGAACUUUUAUGUGGCUAAUGCCGAGGACCCUAGCAAGACGGAAUUGCUGUUUGCUGCUUUGAAAGCCUUGAAGUACCUGUUUCGAUUCAUCAUCCAGUCUCGGGUACUCUACUUGAGGUUUUAUGGUCAGAGCGAAGACGGAGAUGAAUUUAACAACUCAAUCCGCCAGCUGUUUCUUGCUUUCAACACGCUGAUGGACAGGCCUCUGGAAGAAGCUGUUAAGAUCAAGGGGGCAGCCUUGAAGUACCUUCCCAGCAUAAUUAAUGAUGUCAAACUGGUGUUUGAUCCCAUGGAGCUCAGCGUGCUCUUCUGCAAGUUCAUUCAAAGUAUUCCUGACAACCAGUUGGUCCGGCAGAAACUUAACUGCAUGACCAAGAUAGUGGAGAGCAGCCUUUUCCAGCAGGCAGAGUGCAGGGAGGUGCUGCUGCCGCUACUAACAGACCAGCUCAGUGGCCAGCUGGACGACCACUCGACCAAACCCGACCACGAGGCGAGCUCACAGCUUCUAAGCCACAUACUAGAGGUGCUGGACAGGACGGAUGUGGGUCCCACUUCAGCACACGUACAGCUGAUCAUGGAGAGGUUGUUGAGACGGAUCAACCGGACCGUGAUUGGGAUGAGCCGACAGUCUCCUCACAUCGGCAGCUUUGUGGCUUGCAUGAUUGCCGUCUUACGACAAAUGGAGGACAGCCACUACAGCCACUACAUCAGCACCUUCAAAACCAGACAGGACAUCAUUGACUUUCUCAUGGAAACCUUCAUUAUGUUUAAGGAUCUGAUUGGAAAGAAUGUGUAUGCCAAAGAUUGGAUGGUCAUGAAUAUGACCCAAAACAGGGUUUUCCUCCGUGCCAUCAAUCAGUUUGCUGACGUUCUCACCAAGAACUUCAUGGACCAGGCAAGCUUUGAACUUCAGCUCUGGAACAAUUAUUUCCAUUUGGCUGUAGCUUUUCUCACCCAUGAGUCCCUCCAGCUUGAAACUUUCUCAGAAGCUAAGCGCAACAAAAUUGUGAAAAAAUAUGGGGACAUGAGAAAAGAAAUCGGCUUUAGGAUCCGGGACAUGUGGUAUAACCUGGGGCCACACAAAAUCAAAUUCAUCCCAUCCAUGGUGGGUCCCAUUCUGGAAGUCACUCUGACCCCUGAAGUAGAGCUCCGUAAAGCCACGAUCCCCAUUUUCUUUGAUAUGAUGCAGUGCGAGUUCAACUUGAGUGGAAAUGGUAACUUCCACAUGUUUGAGAACGAGUUGAUCACAAAGCUGGAUCAGGAAGUGGAAGGUGGCCGAGGAGACGAACAAUACAAGGUUCUUCUGGAAAAGCUACUCUUAGAGCAUUGCCGGAAACAUAAAUACCUCUCGAGCUCUGGAGAAGUCUUUGCCCUCCUGGUCAGCAGCCUCUUAGAGAACUUGCUGGACUACAGAACCAUCAUCAUGCAUGACGAGAGCAAGGAGAACCGCAUGAGCUGCACGGUGAACGUUCUGAAUUUUUAUAAAGAAAAGAAGCGAGAGGACAUAUACAUACGGUAUUUGUACAAGCUUCGAGAUUUGCACAGAGACUGUGAGAACUACACAGAAGCUGCCUACACACUCCUCUUACACGCCGAGCUUCUGCAGUGGUCGGAUAAGCCCUGCGUGCCUCAUUUGCUGCAGAGGGAUAGUUACUAUGUUUAUACCCAGCAGGAGCUUAAAGAGAAACUGUAUCAAGAGAUCAUAUCCUAUUUUGAUAAAGGCAAAAUGUGGGAGAAAGCCAUCAAACUGAGCAAAGAGUUGGCGGAGACCUACGAAAGCAAAGUAUUUGACUACGAGGGCCUAGGCAGUCUCUUGAAAAAAAGAGCCUUGUUUUACGAGAACAUCAUUAAGGCCAUGAGGCCCCAGCCCGAGUACUUUGCUGUGGGAUACUACGGACAGGGCUUCCCUUCCUUCCUGCGGAACAAAAUCUUCAUCUACCGGGGAAAGGAGUAUGAGAGGCGAGAAGACUUCAGCUUGAGGUUGCUGACCCAGUUCCCCAAUGCUGAGAAGAUGACCAGUACCACACCACCAGGAGAGGACAUCAAGUCAUCCCCAAAGCAGUACCUGCAGUGCUUCACGGUAAAGCCUGUGAUGUGCUUGCCGCCCAGCUACAAGGACAAACCGGUUCCAGAGCAGAUCUUGAACUACUACAGAGCCAAUGAAGUGCAGCAGUUCAGAUAUUCCCGGCCGUUCAGGAAAGGAGAAAAAGACCCAGAAAAUGAGUUUGCGACCAUGUGGAUUGAAAGGACCACGUACACGACAGCCUAUACCUUCCCUGGGAUUCUCAAGUGGUUCGAAGUCAAACAUAUUUCAACAGAAGAAAUCAGCCCUUUGGAGAAUGCCAUAGAAACCAUGGAGCUGACCAACGAGAGGGUCAGCAACUGCGUGCAGCAGCAUGCCUGGGACCAUUCCCUCUCUGUGCACCCGCUCUCCAUGCUGCUCAGCGGCAUUGUGGACCCAGCUGUCAUGGGGGGAUUCUCCAACUACGAAAAGGCUUUUUUUACAGAAAAGUACUUACAAGAGCAUCCUGAAGACCAGGAGAAGGUGGAGCUCCUCAAGAGGCUGAUUGCUUUACAAAUACCUCUGCUCACGGAAGGGAUCCGCAUCCAUGGGGAGAAGCUGACGGAGCAGCUCAAGCCGCUGCAUGACCGCCUCUCUUCAUGCUUCCGCGAACUCAAGGAGAAAGUAGAGAAGCUGUAUGGAGUCAUAACGCUGCCACCCAGCAUGACAGAGAGGAAGCCAAGCCGUGCAGGCUCAAUGGUCCUGCCCUACAUCCUGUCCUCCACGCUGCGCAGGCUGUCUGUCACCUCUGUGGCCUCCUCAGUGGUGUCCACCUCCUCCAACUCUUCUGACAACGCAUCCUCCAGGCCAGGAUCCGAUGGGUCCAUCCUGGAACCACUGUUUGAACGCAGAGCUUCAUCAGGUGCCAGAGUUGAAGAUCUGCCACCCAAAGAAGACAGUGAGAACCGGAUUAGCAAGUUCAAGAGGAAAGACUGGAGUCUGAGCAAGUCACAAGUCAUUGCAGAGAAAGCUCCAGAACCUGAUAUGAUGAGCCCAGGCAAAAAAACACAAAGGCCAAAGAGUCUCCAGUUGGUGGACAGCCGGCUGACACCAUUUCACAGUCCGUCUCCUCUGCAGUCUACAGCCUUGAGCCCACCUCCACUCACUCCCAAAGCCACAAGGACCCUAAGCUCCCCAUCUUUGCAGACGGAUGGACUGAUGGCUUCUGUCCCUCCUCCACCUCCCCCGAAAAGCAAACCGUAUGAGAGCAGUCAGAGGAACUCAGCUGAGAUUGCUCCCCCCCUGCCUGUCCGGAGAGAUGCCAAAGCCCCUCCUCCACCCCCUCCAAAGGCUCGGAAAUCAGGCAUCCUCUCUUCUGAGCCAGGCUCUCAGUGAGGCUGUCACCCUGGCUCUGCACCUCUGAGUGCCUUGGACCCCUGCUGCCUGAGAAUGGCACCCAGGAAGGGUGGCCUAUGAUGCAGGGCUGGCUGCCAGCUCUGCUUCCGUCACUGAGACGGCUCCGCAACUCAGAACUGUUUUGUCUGGCUGAACGCUGAGUCGUAUCCCCUUCAGCUCAUGGCACUGGCCAUCUGUCUGCAUGAACAAACGAGUGUCCUCCCUUUUCCAUGGUGGCAUGUUGGCCUCAAUCACUGACUUGCUAGAUCUGCAGAUGCCCCGGCCAGCUCCGCUGUGGUGACACAGGGAUAGUGGAGUUGAGGACAACCCCAGCACUGACUCCUGUGUGGAUUUCUCAGUUAGCUUCUGGACAGCUGUGCUGAAGACUUCCUUCUCUCCUGCUUACAUCCCUGAUGUGUAUAACCUCCUGAAAGAGCCAGAUGCCAAGUACACUCCAGGGGCUAGCAUGGCUCUCUUUCCAUAAUGUCUGCUGUCUCCUUUGAGGAAAAGACUCCAAAUGUGUAGCGGACGUGGGCCACUCUCAGGUGUGGAUGGCUUCUCCUGAGAUAUCGCAGACUCACGUUCUGGCAUUCUCCUGAAGAGUGGCCCUCACCACACAGCAGUACCUCGCUGUCCCUUGGAUUCCAUCGAUGCUCUUUGGUACUCCUUUCUCAUCUUCUUCCUUUGAGCUCAAAUCCUGAGCUCUGAGGGGACGUAGGAGCCUGGGCUCUACCGGCUACAUUUCCACACUCUGUUGGACUGAUAGUGGUCCCUGCCUACUACUUGAUUUUACCCUGGAAAAUACAGUGCAAUAUUCCCUUUGAUUAUUUAUUCCUCUUGAUCAUAGAGUGAAUUUGAUUAAUUACUAAUGGUACUAAUUAAUGGCCAUACUCCUUUCAGAAGGAAAAAUUCGGGUGACUUGGAUGUCCAAAUAUUAUGUUGACAUAAAUGACCACAAGAUGUUAUCGAUAUUUUGAGUUAGAUGGGUUUUUUAAUUCACACACACAUACACACACACACACACACACACACACACACAUAUGCGCGUGCGCACGCACAUGCUCACACUCACCUCAUUUUUGCAGGUAAAGAAAUAGAGGCUUCAUGCCAAAAGUAGACCUCAGGCUUUGACUAACAGCCCAGCUUGCUCACAUACGACGUACCCAAGAUAGCAUCUCUAACAAGGUCUUGACUGCCUAGCCCAGUGGGAAUGGUAUUUGAAAAGCCCCAGAUAGUUCUAACAGACUUGGUUGUUGAUGGCAAAACCAAAAGCUUUCUGUGGCUUGGGUAUACCCUGGGCAUUCUCGAAUCACUCCAUGGCCUUGCCCUGAGUCUUUUUUCCAAGUUCAAGUGAGCAGGGGGAUUCUAGUCGUGAGGAUGUGCGUUUGCACAUCGUCCUCUGCAUUUGCUCGCCUCCUCUCACUGCCUUUGCUAAGGACGAUGAGCCCGGGUCAUCACAGCUAUCAAAGGAGCAAAACACACAGAGGCAUGCCUGGCACAGCACUAGAGAAGUUAGUAUACGUAUCCCAGAAAUGCCACCAGAAUCUCUUGACUUCGAUCAAGGAGCGCCCGCAUGCAGCCGUGGAAAACACACGGGCUCUGAAAUUUCAAACUACUUUGGUCUCAAAGCCCAGGUGUCACCAUUAACUUUGCACUUGAAAUUCUCCAAGUGUUUGUUUUCUCACUUUUCAAAGUGGGGAAUAUUUCCUCCCACACAAGUGGUUGUGGGUUCUGAUUAAGGUGGAGCAGGGAGUGCAGUCAAUGACUUUCCUCUACUAGACUUGGGUAAGAUCUGAUACAGUUUAUUUCUCUUCAGGGUAUUUGAGCCUGAAUUCAGAUAUGUGUCUUCCCUAAACUAGAUGGCAGCCUGGGGCACCAUUUGCAUGAAGGGUUAAUAAGAGAUGAAGAUUAUUUUAAGUAAAAAGAACCAGGCCCUGCUGAGAAGCAAGAAGGCACCAGAAGGGUACUAGAGGGCUUCCAUGGAGCCUGGAACUUCUGAGAAGAGCCCUAGCAAACCAGCUGAAAAAGAUUUGAAGAUGUCACCAUGCAUUGCAGGCAGCCAUUGAAACACAGAAACUGGGUGGGGAAAGAAAAACAAAUCCUCUGCCUGUUUCUUGCAUUGAACAAUAGCAGAAGUGAGUCCUCAACCUGGUCUCUGAGCAGAGCUGGACCUGUCAGUGCCUAGAUGUGCCAGCCCCCUUUUCUUGUGAGGCAUUUUUCCAUGAUUCCCUUUCCAUAUUAAUGAAAAUAAUAGCUUUCAGCUGCCUCGACACAAAGGACUCUGGGUGAUGUCCUAGGUAGGUGCUGGUUUACAAGGCACUGGGAGAUUGACGUCUUUGGGAAGGUAUGUUAAGGCUUCUCUUGCUAAGAUUAAGCUUGUAUCAAGUUGACAUAAAAACUAGCUGGCCAAGAAGCUAUGGAUAAAGGAGUUAAUUUGAUUAGAAGAAGAGUCAUUGUCAGUACUAAGUUGAAGGCUGUAAUGACAUGUUAAAUACAGACAGGACAAAAGGGGGGGGGCAGGACAAACUGGUCUUUAUUACCCUUGCUAAGAUCUCUGAGGUAUUGAAAGGCACUGAAAUCAGCCCUGAGAUUAUCACAGUCUUUAUGAAUGAAUAUUGAUGGAUGGCUUGUGAGUUUGUGGUAUUGUUACAUCUCUCUAUUUUUUUCUUUUUCUACCGUGAUGACUUGUCUUGCCUUGAGAUUUUUUUUUUCUUUUAAGGAAAGAUUUCAUUCAGUAUACAUGCGCUGAAGGCCAGACACAGUUCUAACCCCCUUGGCACACUCAAUAGAAACAGCCUGCUCUGCAGUUUCCUCUACUGUGCUGUAGGAGAAGAAAGUCCGUAGUUUUUGGCAAAGAAACCUGAAAUAAGGCUGCUUGGCAGUGGGCUGUCUCUUCCCUCUACCUCCACCCCUUGCUUGACUCCAGAAAUGAAGUCAUCUCUCUAGCCAGAGAAAUUAUACAGUUAGCCACACUGCAGAUCCCCUGGGAAAAACAAGGUGUGUCGUGGGAGCUGAGAUGGGACGAUAACCACCUUGUCACCACUUUCCACGUUGAGUCUUUCCCUUCUAGUUGCUUCCAAAUUGAGGGGCAGGUUUUCAUUUUGCAACUCAAAUGCAAAUUACAUACAGUGAGAACACAAAGCACAGGAGUGCAGACAGAGACAUCACUAGAUAGCUAGACAUCCAGGUGACCUUUUCUCAGACAGACAUGAGUCCUGUUUCCCAGAAGGUACUUGAGUGCCAAUAGCACCAUUCUGUAAAACAUACUUGGGAGGUCCUUCCAAGUUUGUGCCUCUAUCCCUUACACUUCUCAGGUAUAAUGAAAAGGGGAUAAGACCCUCCGAUCAACACAAGACGACAGAGAUGAUAUCGCAUGUCACAGGUCCACUUCCUUAUACAUUUGGGACUGCAUGGAUGUGGUCAGGUCUUUUCUGACCUGGCCUCCUUUUUUUUUUUUCCUAAGGAAACCAAAGUGAGAUUUCUGUCCAAAGGUUUUUGCUGUCUGAACUGGAAUCCACAUUUCUCAUCCUUACUGGUGCUUUCAGCCUUCCAUGCCUGGCUAUUAUGAUCAAAAGAUUUGUGAAUAUUAAUGAGUCUAGCAUCUAUUUUUGAGGUAUUGGUACAAAUUGUCCUAAUUCUCACAGUAGCCUAUGGAUGCUUGUCUUCAGAAUCACUAACCUAGGCUGCUGAGCCAAUCUCCCGUUCCUCAUUGGGGAUGAGACUUUCCUUGUGUCCCUCGGGGCACUGGAUGACUACUGUUUUCUUGGACAUUUUCAUUCCUUCAUAAGUAUGUUAUUCAAAAUUUUAAAUCGGAAUUGCUGAAGGUGUAGUUCACUUGCUUAGCUUAUGUGAGGUCCUGGGUUCUAUUCUGGGUACAGCCAAAGGAAUAAAAAUUGGCAAAAGUGAAGCAUCUCUUUGGGUGGGUUCCGAGUCAAGCCAUCCAUUGUUAGCUAUGAAAGAAAUAGUUUUCCUUUGGGGAUAAUUACUUCCAGCUGACUCUUCAGACUCCCACAUGCACGCCUGAGCUCAUCUCCUACGUUGCCUCUUGCAAGUUGCUCACCCUGUCAAAAUUCCUUCACCAUGAGUUUAUAACUAACUGGGUUUCAUACAUGGAUAGUUAGGAAGAUGUGUGUUGAAGAGUUUUGUUCAUAUUUGUUGUUAUUUAUUUUGUAAAUUAAAAAUGGAAAUGUAUUUUAAAAGUUUGUUUUGUGUUUAGCUGGUUACUGUUCUUAGAUUAAUAAAAUGAGAUCAUGGA
This is a messenger RNA of Arvicanthis niloticus (Nile rat), 9944 nucleotides long. It is a transcript of the gene Dock5, whose product is annotated as dedicator of cytokinesis 5. Gene Ontology annotation, biological process: cell migration; myoblast fusion; small GTPase-mediated signal transduction. Lineage: Eukaryota; Metazoa; Chordata; Mammalia; Rodentia; Muridae. Gene Ontology annotation, molecular function: guanyl-nucleotide exchange factor activity; GTPase activator activity; small GTPase binding. The record is from RefSeq and is a predicted model, not a curated record. Gene Ontology annotation, cellular component: plasma membrane; cytoplasm.